CCCUAGUAUAGCUCCCCUUAUCUCCAACUACUCCGAUCUAAUGCAGUUAAGUUUAUACCUAGACGUGAAUCCCCCCACUCUUCGGAGCUAUAUCGCGGCAUGGCGUUCUUAAGGCUUGCACGAAACCUCUUCAUGAGAGGGGCCAUCAAUAUCAUGAGCAAGCAUCCUUCCGCUUGAAUGCUCUCCGUUAAGAAAAAUGCUCAGUAUUGGAUAAGAGAGAAAUUUGAAGAUGGGCAGUAACGAAGGACCAAUAGCCGGGAAGUCCUGGCAGGAAUUGCAGGCGGCGAAAUGGGCUGAGCGGGACUCGAGAAUACCGACGGAAUGGAAAUUGAAACCGGAAGACAUUCCGCCAGAAGAUACGGUCGACCUUCGUCCAUUCGUCAAUUCGUACGAUAUAUUGACUCCGGCCGAGCUAGCAAUUACCAGCGAGAAUUACGAUGCCACGUCUCUCGCAGCCGCCAUCGCCUCGGGCAAGUUCACAGCCGUAGAAGUCGUGACGGCAUUUUGCAAACGUGCCGCCAUAGGACAUCAGCUGUGCAACAUGCUAACGGAGAUCAUGUUUGCGGACGCAAUAGAAAGAGCCAAAGAGCUAGACAGCAUCUUCAAGAGCACGGGGAAGGUUGUCGGGCCCCUGCACGGGGUUCCGAUGACGUUCAAGGAAUGCUUCCAUUUCAAGGGGUACGACUCGACGAACGGGUACAUGUCCCGGGUCUUCCAGCCGGCCGACCGCACGUCGCCGCUGCCGGAGCUCCUGCAGGCUGCCGGGGCGGUCAUUAUCUCAAAGACGAAUGUGCCGCAGACCAUGCUCGUCGCGGAAAGCGAUAACAAUGUCUUCGGCCGCACCAAGAACCCCGUGAACUCCCGCCUCACGUGCGGCGGGAGCAGCGGCGGCGAAGGCGCGAGCCAGGCCUUCCGCUGCAGCGCGCUCGGCGUCGGCACCGACGUCGGCGGGUCGGUGCGGAUACCGGCCGCGUGCAACGGCGUCUACGCGUACAAGCCGAGCUUCGGCGUCGUCCCCAUGAUCGGGUAUUCGCUCUCCGGCUGGGCGGGCUCCAACACCGGGAUCCCGCCCGUGACCGGCCCCUUGGGCCAUUCCGUGCGCGACCUCGAGCUGUUUACCCGCGUCGUCAGGCACGCGAAGCCCUGGUCCUUCGAUCCCGCUGUCAUACCGGGCAUCGUGGAGCUUGGCGCCGCGGCGCCCCGGAAACCCGUCGUCGGCGUUCUCCACGCGUCGGGACUCACGCCGCAUCCGCCGGUCCGCCGAGCGCUGCGCGAAGCGGCGGCCUCGCUCGCGGCGGCCGGGUUCGAGACGCGGGACUUCCACCCGCCGGAUUUCCGCGGCAUCCGGGAGAUCUCGGAGCAGCUGUUCACGCUGGACGGGCUCUCGUACGCGCGGCGGGAAUUCGCGCGGUCGGGCGAGCCGGCGGUGUCCAGCGUCGAGAAGAUCGGGUUCCUGGGCCUCCCCCGCAAGACGCAGGAGGAGGGGUGGCGGUGGAACGCGAAGAAGCUGGGGGUCCAGAGGCAGAUGCUGGACGAGUGGCAGAGGGUGGGCUGCGACGUCGUGCUUGCUCCCGCGGGUCCGCAUACGGCGGUGCUGCCGGGGGAUUGGACGAGCGAUAUUUAUACUGUGGCGUGGAAUGUGGUUGAUUAUCCUGCUGUCGUCAUCCCCUUCACACACGCCGACCCGGCUCUCGACCCCGGGGACGCACAGUUCACGGCUUUGCAUGAGGCCGAUCAGAAGAACCAGGACAUGUAUGACCCGGAGUUGUUCAAAGGCGCGCCGGUGGCGUUGCAGCUGGUUGGCUCUAGAUUAGGGGAUAAACAGUUGCUCAAGGACGCUGAGCUCAUCGACAGCAUACUGAAUAGUGCUGCUUUGGCAAAGCUACAUCCAUCUCCUGUUGCUAUCCAACUACAGGAUAGUACGUUUCGUUUCUCAGACAGCAGCCUUUUCACAUUUGCUCUUAAACCAAACUAAAGGACAUGAUUAUUAACAACCCUUGGUAGUCUAGUUGGUUAUGGCGUUCGGCUGUAAUUGUAAAGAUGAUUGUUACCGAAAAGUCACCGGUUCGAUUCCGGUCCGAGGGAUCAUUUAUUUUUGUUUUUUUUUUUUUCAUGUUUUCAUCUUUUUGCUAUGUUCGUCUGUGGUCUGUUGCAGCUUGUGUUCUGCGCUUAGGCUGUAUGGAGUCAUGGACUCGGUGUUUUGCAGUUUUAGAGCUUGGUUAGUAACGAGGGCUAGGGUUAGCCUUUUGUUUUAGUCUUAGCGUAACAUAUAGCGCCGAUUCAUAGCCUCGUUUUCAGCUGUGGACUUUAUAUAAUAAUAGUCUGCUUCUGUAUAAAAGUCUUUGGCUACCUCCUUUAACCAGUCAGUUAGUGAACGCUCGCCCCGAAGCUUGCCGUUCAUCUGCAUAAUACAUAACCGGGGCCGAUUCCGACA
Daldinia caldariorum is the source of this 2434-nucleotide messenger RNA. RefSeq names its product amidase. Lineage: Eukaryota; Fungi; Ascomycota; Sordariomycetes; Xylariales; Hypoxylaceae. The transcript has 3 exons. The coding region runs from base 230 to 1975 and encodes 581 amino acids. The record is from RefSeq and is a predicted model, not a curated record.